Pangasianodon hypophthalmus (striped catfish) is the source of this 4389-nucleotide messenger RNA. It is a transcript of the gene pald1a, whose product is annotated as phosphatase domain containing paladin 1a. Lineage: Eukaryota; Metazoa; Chordata; Actinopteri; Siluriformes; Pangasiidae. The record is from RefSeq and is a predicted model, not a curated record.
UGUGUGUGUGUGUGUGUGUGUGUGUGUGUUUCUCACCGACACACUGCGGGGUGAAAACACACACCGCUUCAGUUUAAAGCAGAGAGACAGUGCGGAGACUGAACACACACACACAUUAAACCGCGCCCGUGUGUGUGUGUGUGCAAGUGAGAGUGUGUAUUUGUGUGUGUGUGUGUGUGUAUUAGUGUGUGUGCACGCGGGCACGAGGACUCCCGCUUUGGUGCAAUGCUGCUAGCGGAGCAUGGGUACGACUGCUAGCGCCGCCCCUACACCAGCGUCUGAGGGUUUCCACGGCAACACCAUGAUGGACAGCAGGCAGCCACUAAGCCCCGCCCCCUUUAUCCACACCAACAGAGCCAAAUCCAUCAUCACCAAUAAAGUGGCUCCGGUCGUUAUCACCCUUAAUUGCAAACAAGAGUUUCAGAUCCAUGAUGAUGUCAUCAAGACGAAUUACACAGUGGGACGCAUUUCUGAUAACAUGCCUGAACACUUCCUGGUGCAGGGCUCCUACUUCAUGGUGUUAGACGUGUUCGGUAAAGCGGACGUUCUCAACACAGCUGCCUCAUGCGGAGCUCCAAACUUCCGGCAGGCCAGAGGAGGUUACCCCGUGUUUGGAAUGGGUCAGCCCAGCCUGAGUGGUUUCAAACAGGUCCUGUACACGCUGCAGAGCCGAGGGCACGAGGAGGUGAUAGUUUUCUGUGUGAGGGAGGAGCCGGUGGUGUUCCUGCGUGUGGAGGAUGAUUUUGUUCCGUACACUCCGAGGAAAAAGGAGAACCUGCACGAGAACCUACAGGGCCUGAGUAAAAACCUUCAUGUGGAGAACCUCGAGCUCAACAUCAGGAAAGAGCUGCAUGACUUUGCCAGGCUGAACGAGAAUGCCUUCUACAUCUACAACACUUUUAAAGAUGAGCCUCAGAGGAUCAUCAUCUCCUGUGAAGACGACAUUCACGUCACUGAAGAGGUUUACAGGAGGCCUGUUUUCACCAUGCCGUCAUACAGGUAUCACCGUCUGCCUCUGCCAGUAGAGGGCGCUCCCCUGGAGGAGAACUUCGACGCCUUCGUGAAAGUGUUAAGGGAGACCCCGUCUCUGUGUGUGAAAGGGGGCGGAGCCUGUCCUCCCCCCGCCCUGCUGUUCAGCUGUCAGGUCGGUGUGGGUCGUACCAAUGUGGCCAUGAUCCUGGGGGUUCUGGUGAUGGAGAGAGUGAUGGGAAAUGAACAACCUUCACCGUCUACACACACAACUGAUGAGGAAGAAUCGACCACUGAGGUGAAAGUUCACUUCCGGGUCAUUGAGACGCUCAUCAGUAAGCUGCCUAAAGGUCAACAAGUUGUAGAUGAGGUGGAUCGAGCCGUUACUCUGUGUUCUGAAAUGCACAACAUCAAAGACGCCAUUUAUGAGAACAAGAAGAAGCUGGAGGCCAUCGCAGAGGAUUACCAAACCCAGGGAAACUGUACUAAGCUGUACUUCCUACAGAGGCUGGUCCAGAGUUUGGAACUUUACUUCUACCUGAUCCUCUUCAACGCCUACCUGCAUGAACAGUAUCCACUUGCUUUCUGUCGGAGUUUCAGCCAGUGGCUGUGUGCUAAUGCCUGGGUGUACCGCCUCCUGUCCUGCCUCAACCAAUCAGAGCUCAGAGCACCUGCUGACCUCAUCACGAAAGGAGCCAGAGUCCUGGUGGCUGAUGAGUUCUUGGCCCCGGAUGUUCUUCUCACUGUAAAGGAAAUGAAGGUGGCGAAUUUCAGACGCGUGUCCAAAAUGCCCAUCUACGGAAUGGCCCAACCUGCAGCCGAGGCAGUGGGUGUGGUCCUGUCGUACCUGGCGGAUGAGAGGAGGCGGUACUCGGCGGUUCUGUGGGUGUGUGUGCAGGAUGAGCUAGUGCUGGAGUGUAACGGUCAGAUCUUCUGUCCCCGAGAGCCGACGUGUCCCGAGCAACAGAUCUCACUGUACGGCGCAUCAGCUCAGGAGAUAGAGGAGCUGGAGUGCUCCUUGAAGGACGAGGUGUUAGGUUCUCAGAAGUGGUUGGAGGUGACGCUGGAGCAGGAAAAGCAGAUGAAGAUGUUUAAGAGCUGCAGGACUCUGCAGGAGAUCUUCAGCACACACAAACAGACUCACCAAGGCCUGCAAUACACACGCAUCCCUCUGCCUGAGUGUGCAGCGCCUAGGGAGGAGGACUUUGACAGACUGCUGGACGCGAUGAAGAGUGUGUUAGCUGAUGAUUCUCGUGCUGCGUUCGUGUUUAAUUGUUCUAACGGCGGCAGCAGGAGCACCACCGCCAUGACCAUCGCCACACUCACACUCUGGCACUUUAACGGCUUCCCUGAGUUUGGAGAGGAGGAGAUUGUCAGUGUUCCUGAUGCUAAAUACACGAAGGGGGAGUUUGAGGUGGUGAUGCGUUUGAUCAGACUCCUCCCUGAUGGUCACAGGAUGAAGAGAGAGGUUGAUAUUGCACUGGAUUCAGUGAGUGAGACGAUGACACCUAUGCACCAUCACCUGCGGGAGAUCAUCAUCUGCACAUACAGACAGAUGAAGAGCUGUAAGAAUGAACAGGAGCGUGGCUCUCUAAUGCUGAAGAGUGUGCAGUAUCUGGAGCGCUACAUUUACCUGAUCCUCUUCAACACCUACCUGCACCUGGAAAAGAAGAACUCCCUCCAGCGCUCCUUUUCCACCUGGAUGCACCAGGUGGCAGCCCAAGCAGGAGUGUAUGACCUCCUGAACCAGCUGACGUUCUCCGAGUUUGAGAACCUAAAAGACUCAACGUUCUCCCAUCUUCGGUUCCGCUGGAGAGAACAGACCAACCGGAACCUUCCGUACAGGGGGGAGAUCGUCUGAGAACAGGUGGUGAGGGAGUCGGGAGUCGGGUUACUGGAGAGAGUGAUGGGAAAGAAAGAGAAAAAGACAGAGAGAGAAUAGAAGAAUAGAAAUCUGCUGAAGAUGCUGAUGUUUUAUGAUCACUGUGCUUUGGGAAAUUAUUUUGAUUAUAAUAUUCAUUAUACUUUUAAUUAGAUAAAUUAAUUUUAGUGCAUGAUUAGAGUUCGUUAAGCAUUAGAUUCUAAUUAAGUUCCUUUAAUGUUUAAUCUGUUUUUAAUUUAUCUGCAUGUCCACUUGUCACAGCGAGUCUUAUUCUUUUUACUGAAGACGCAGUCUGGAUCUGUUGUGAAAUCUGGCGUACCGUACGGCAACGUAUCCUCAUUUUAAUAAUCCAUCUGCUGCUUUGUCUCUCAGGCAAGGAUGCACUUUUAAAGGUUUAAUUCACUUCUAAACAUGAGAAUGCAGAGGAGCAAGCAUCCCCUGGGUCAAAAGGGGUGGAGCUUCAGUUAAAAUUGACCAGCCAAUCAUUAACCUAACUUUAGCUGGCAAAUUAAAUUCAUCUCUCUAUGUUCACACUAGUGACGAGUUGCUCAUGGUUCGUCUCUUGACGGUGUGGAGCUACUGCUUUUGUUCCAAUGAAAAAAGAUUGUAUAGGACAGAAUGAGAUGAAACCACGGUUAAGUUUCCCUUCCAUUUUUGAGCAUCAGAUAGUGAAAGGGAAGUAAAUGCGGUUAGGAACUGAAGCUGUGAAUGGGGAACUGGGGAAAAAAGAAAGACCACAUGUCGUAGAAUUGGUUUGAGGAAUUAUGAUUUGGUUUUGUUGCUUUACUGAGUCAGGCUUAACUAGUAUAGCUGAGUAGGUAACGUUAGCUAGUCCAGUGCACUCUGACGCUUUCGUCGUGUUUAGGAUGGAGUAAAACAGAGUAAGCUGCGUAUCAGGUUGAUUACUUCCCCGAAAGAGGUGUUCAGUGCAGCUCUGAAGUGUUUACUUGAUUCCUGUAAAAGAUCUCCACUGCACUCCAUUCAAUCAGCCGUUUCAUUGUUUUUUAACGUACGCUUCUUGUCUACAUUCCUGUCGACUUGUCUGUGUUCUCCUGGUUGACUCUCCUUGGCCAUUUUAAGGGCUUCUUUAUUAUUUUAUCAGCUCGAGUAAAGUGUGCAAGACCUGCACAUGAGUGUGUACCCAGGAACUCUCGUCUUGUAUCGUCCAUUAGAGCUGAUGCAGUAACAGAACGGCCUGAGGAGACGAAGAUGUGAUUAAAAACAAUAACAGGACAAGACAAGAACUUUAAUGUUAAGUUAAAGACAUAUCCAGCCAAUAAAAUGCCAGUAUUAUGUUAUUUUUAUCUUUUAUAAAAGUUUUUGUUUUUGUACAAGUUUACACAUUUUGAACUGUUUCCUUACAAAAUACUCUGUAAAUCCAAACUUUAAUCCACCCAUUGUUUACUACUUUUAUAUCAUUUUCACAAUUAACUGUCAUUAAUGUUAUUAACAUUGGAGAGCGGAUUUUUAAUGAUGCCACUUUUGCAUAUUUUUUGUAAAGAAUGUUUUUGCACUCAGCAUUAAAUGUUUUAAACAUA